AUGUUCUUAAAUCUUAUCCUCAACAAAUCUUUCCUGUUUGUGGCAACCGGUAGUUCCUCUUACUGAAAUAGCUAUGUAUUCCUCAAUUCAAACAAAGGGCCAUUGUAGUUUCACUCACAGGUGCCAGUUACAUUUCCCCAUGCCAUCAAUUUGAAUUCCCAGAACUGCAAUCCAACCAUACACAAGAUUUAAACUGAAUCAUGCCCUAACCCUAUGCCCGCACACUGGUCAAAUUACUGUUCUUCUGGUUGCCAAGAGAUGUUGACACGAAGGUGUUUGAAUUAAAAAAAUAAUUGGAUGAUGCCUGAAUGAAAGUGGUUCACCCCGAUUGGACAGAAACAAUUACUUGAAAUUGUCAUUGGGGCUGAGAUUAGGCACUAAAAGGGUCUUAUAUUGCCCUGAUAACCAACCGGACUAAAUUCCUUCUAAAGGUUUUGAGCAUCAGAUUGAGAGGAGCGGGGCUGGAGCGAUGUACCUGUGGCCUGUGUGUUUCAGCAGUGGAGCAGAGCCUCCGUCAGCACAGCAUUCCACCUCACACUGCACAAAACACAAAGACAUCACUCUGGAAUUCAACUUGGUGAUAAGAUGUGCAAUCUUUUUGCAAACCUUGUGCCAAUUUGUUCUUAAAAUUACAAAAUUUGUAUCUCCAAAUACAUUCCUGGUUGGGUAAAAGUAUUAAAAUCAUAUAGAUACUGGCCAAGAUAUUAUGUUUCAGGAGAAAGAAAUAUAUACACAACCCUGCCUGUGUUUGGCAGCCUAUUUUAUAAUUGUUAGGUGUGACACACUAAUAUUAUUUUUUAAUAGAUGACAUUCUAAACUUGGAAUUCAGUUUAAUGACAUUGUUUUACGAAUUACACUGCCAGCUCAGACAGCUGCAAUCUAACUGUCGACCUCUUGUGCUAAUGUGGUGGCUUUGCUAUAACGCCAUCAAUCAUCAUGGUCCAAUAAAAACAAGACACAUUGUUUAAAAAGUCAUGCAUAGAGCCGCACAAUGAAGUGUUAAAAGAUGCACAAACUGAUUUGUAAUCAGCGUUGACGGUUAUGUAUUUUCAGUUAUUCGCCAUUUUACGCUCGACCUGCGCAAAUGUUCAUUCACCAUCAUAAUCAUAACAAUAUCCUAAUAACCAACUGGCAAUGGAAUAAUUGUAGGUCAAUAUGACACACACAACAAGCAGUCCCUCAAUCAAAUCUAUUCUCAUGCCGUCAGUGCUUCCUCAAGUCUCUCACGAAGAGGUGAACAACCCCUCACACAGGUUCUUAUUUAAUAUCUAUAAUUAAAGCAUCCUCAAUUCCACAGCCCUUCCCUGCGGAAUUAGGGCCAUUGUCAUUCCAAAAAAAAAAACUUUUGUCACUCCACUCGUAUUCAUAGCUGUGUCAUGGCAUAGGCAAUCUGUCACAUUUUAAAACCACUAAUCAGCAAUAUUAUUAAUUUAGUACUGAAAUAAAUAGAAUUUCUGUUUCUUCAAAUUACAAAACACACUACAUGCGUCAGUUAAUAUAAAAUAACUCUCAUGUUUAUUUUUUAUUCAUUUUAUGUUCUUAUUCCAAACAAUGAAUACAGUUUUGUGCAUGAGGAUCCUAAUAUUAUGUUUUUUAUUUACUAUAAGGUGAUGCCAAGAUGCCGUUGCGUUCAUUUUCAAACAGGUUUAACCGGUCCGACAUUGUUAAGGAAGAGGUUGGAGUAUACACCCUCAUCGCAGUUGCCGUUCUGUCAUUCAAAACACCUCUGUUGUUUUCACUAAGUUUAUUCUUUGCAGAACACUGGAGGUAACACUAACAUACUGCUACCAGUAGUCUUGGUAGGUUACCCUGAAUCAGCUGAUUUCUAAGGGUCUAUGAAAUUGCAACCAUCAGUAGAAAAAGACAACCUUAUCCUUAUUGCACAUUGUUUGUGUGCUCCGUGUUCUCAGCCCUGCGUCAUGGCCAAUGGAAAGGUCCAGGAGGCGAUGACAGUGCAGGAACAGAAGGAGCCAGAUGAGAUGUCAGAGGAAGCUUUUCUUCAAGAUCUCUAUCUGAACAUGAAGAAGAGGGACACGCCCAUCGAGAGAGUCCCACACUUAGGCUUCAAACAAAUCGAUUUGUAUUUGAUGUACAAGACAGUCAAGGAUUUGGGGGGCUACCACCAGGUCACCACCCACCAGCUGUGGAAACAGGUUUACAACACGCUGGGUGGCAACCCCCGAAGUACCAGCGCUGCGACCUGCACCCGUAGACACUACGAAAAACUCCUACUGCCCUACGAAUGCUACCUGAAAGGGGGACAGCUGAGGGCCAUCCUGCCCGCUCAGAAGCGCCCACCCUGUGACGGUCUGCUGGAGGAAGGUGGUGGCCAGAGGCCGUUGAAACGCAGGCUGUUACCCGGCACCCCCCUCCACCAGGCCCCGCGCAGCAACGCAAACUCCCACCUGAGGGUGAUCUCCCUGCCUGUGCACUACCCCCACUACUACCACACCUCCUACCCCGUCUUGUCCACCUACGUUCCCAUGCCUCCAUCGCUGAAGGGGCCCCCCCCAGGUCCUCCCCCGUUGGCCCCCCGUGCCCCAACACCCCCACCCCCUCCACCUCCACCAGCAUCACCGCCGCCCCCGGCAGUGCCUCAGCCUCAAGCCUUCCACCCCCCAGCCCCUCGCCAGAGGCCCAUGGAGGCGGCCCAGAAGUCCCUGGAGCACCUGCGCUACCUGGCCCAGCAGUACGAUCCCUCCACGGGGCUGUCGGAGCCGCUGAAGGAGCCGCUCAACCUCAGCGGCUGGGCGCCCCGCGCGGAGGCCCGCGAGAGCCCCGCCUCGUCCUUUGCGCCGCCCUCCGCCAACAAGAACCCCAAGUUCCUGAACAAGCCCUCCCCUCUGUACCCGGCGAGCCGCGAGAGGGACCAGGGCUCGCCGCCGUGUGGGAAAGAAGACCCCGGUGACGGCCAGUAUCUAGGCAGCCCGCCACCGUACCCCGACGGCGCCAGGGAGGACGUUGUCCUGAACUUGAAGACCAUACCCGGGACCUGUGCGUCUGGAAGCCCCCCUGCAUCGCCGGCCCGUCCCCGGAGGACCCCCCCGGGAGUCCGGUCACCGAUUGUGUCUCCAAAGGCGGACGGCGGUCCGAGUUUUGCGUGGGACGAGCGAGCGGAGAGCGAGCAGAGCCUCAGGCGAGACGUGUUGGAGUUCGGCGCCAGGCUGCCCUUCCUGAAGAGGGAGCACGCAGAGAGCGGCAAAAGGGAGAUACAGAUCCCGUUGUCGGUGCUGCAUGGCUGGAUCAAACUCAUCUCCUCAUCCUCCGCUCCAGCCAGCAAACUGUUCCCUGGCGAAGGAGACACCGCCACCAACACCACCACCACCACCACCACCAGCCCCACCAACGCUGCCCUGUGCAUGGACUCUGAGGUCUCACCCUUCGACCUGAGAACCCUUCGAAAUCCCCCCCUGGGGGACCCCAGGUUGGGGUCCCCGAGGCAGAAGCCCCAACCCAACUACGGCCCGCCAGGCCUCAGUGGCCACAGCGACCCUUACCCACCGGGCCCCGGCUACCACCAGCAGCUGGCCUUGUCCAGCGCAUUCCUGAAGGGUGUCUACGGCACGGGGCCGCCGGGGUGGGACCCCCCUCUGGACUUCCACCGAACCCCGGAGGCCUUCAGCAGAGACCCCCAUGGACAGGGUCACCCCUUCCCCCUCCGGCUGGGGGGGAGCUGGAGCCCCCCCGCGGCCAGAGAGGACUUCCAGGGCUCCUCCCGGAGAGCAGCCCAGGCUAGCGUGGACAUCACACGUUCGCCGAGAGAGGAGGCCGUCGCGUGGAAAGGGAUGACGAUGAACAACCCUUCCUCCUCCUCCUCCCCCCCCUUGCUUCAACUCACCACUGAAGAGAUCAUGAAGCUGAAGAGGAUCAUAUCCUGUUCACCAUAAGGACAUGUUUUCACCAAAUCACGCAAUACCACUUAAAGGUGCUGUAGAUACAAUUGAAGAGCUUGUUUUUGAGGGUAAUAUGUUAGAAGUGGCCCGAGCCGUCUGACAGCUAUUGGUGAGUGAAAUGUGCUGUGAGAACAUCUGAUUCCUGUUGACUUAGCCUGCCUUCGUAUGAGCCAAUUGGGAUUUUAGACAGCUCCCUGCUCAUUUCUGACAAAUCAGGACAUCUCUUCAGCCUUUCAGGGAUUAUCUUUAGAAACUCUCUCUGUUCUUUGUGGCCAAGUGGUAGCAUGUAUACAAGUCAGAAGAAAAAAAUGUUAGGAUUUUUUUGUUAUUUACCGAAGAAAUUACUAUUUUCUUUUUUUCAUUUUGUUGCUUAUGUACAGCUUUUUGAUUUAUGCUGCAACAAAUUGUGUUUGUUUAGUUUUUAUGCUCAGGAAAAUACCAUAAUUAUUGUGUCAUUAGUGAUCACAGUACGUGAAAUAAGUCUAUAUUAUUCAAUUGCAAGUACAAUUUCUGAAAUUAUAGGAAAACGACAUUGUAACUUUCAGAGAGUAAUACGGGGCAUCACUGGCUCAGGAGGUAGAGUGGGUUGACAGGCAAUCGGAAGGUUCCCAGCUCAAUCCCCGGCCCCUCCUAGCUGAGCGUUGGGGUGUCAAUAAGCACGACACCCAACCCUAACUGCUCCCCGGUUGAGCAUGAAUGGGCGAAUGUUGUGCAAUAAUUGUAAAGCACUUUGAAGUGACCACUGGUCAGAAGAGCUAUAUAUAAAUGCAGUCCAUUUAAUUUGAAUAAAUGUUAAAUGUGCAGAGUAUCCUUGCUAUAGGCCUAGGCGCUACGUGUAUGAAAGCAUUUUCAUGCACGUAGACUACUCCAAAACCCUCUGGAAUAAUGUACCAAGUCAGGUGACCUGAACGAUUGAGCUUACUAAGAAUGUAAAAGUAUAUAUAUAUAUAUAUAUAUAUAUAUAAAUAUAUACACAUAUAAUGUAAAUAGAAAUAUGAACUAUGGAAUAUAGAUUGACCUUAAAUGCGUGUGAGCAAUGACAUGCUUUUAUAAUGUGCUCUUGUUUUAUAUUUUGUACUUAUGUACAUACAUUGACUACGUCACAUGCCUCACCGGUUAUUUUCUUUUCAGUUCUGUAACUACACUAUUAUUUGAUUGAACAAAUACUUAUAUUUAUUUUCAUUAAUCUUAUUUCAUAUUUUUAUAUAUAUUUCUACAUUUAAAACAUGGUGAAGCAGCAUUAAGCUUGCAUUGAUAUUUAUAUAUAUUGUAACUUUGACACAGCAGCUGCAUUGGUCAAUGCCAUAACCUGUUAAGAAUAAAGAAUUCUUUAUGCUUUUCCAAA
This is a messenger RNA of Gadus macrocephalus (Pacific cod), 5238 nucleotides long. It is a transcript of the gene arid6, whose product is annotated as AT-rich interaction domain 6. Gene Ontology annotation, molecular function: transcription cis-regulatory region binding. The record is from RefSeq and is a predicted model, not a curated record. The transcript is spliced from 6 exons. The coding region runs from base 1836 to 3887 and encodes 683 amino acids. Gene Ontology annotation, biological process: regulation of transcription by RNA polymerase II. Gene Ontology annotation, cellular component: nucleus. Lineage: Eukaryota; Metazoa; Chordata; Actinopteri; Gadiformes; Gadidae.